Messenger RNA from Sander lucioperca (pikeperch), 2734 nucleotides. RefSeq names its product WD repeat domain 91 (gene wdr91). Gene Ontology annotation, biological process: early endosome to late endosome transport. NCBI's taxonomy places the organism in Eukaryota, Metazoa, Chordata, Actinopteri, Perciformes, Percidae. Gene Ontology annotation, cellular component: extrinsic component of endosome membrane; early endosome membrane; late endosome membrane. Gene Ontology annotation, molecular function: phosphatidylinositol 3-kinase regulator activity; protein binding. The transcript is spliced from 18 exons. Bases 291 to 2555 code for a protein of 754 amino acids. The record is from RefSeq and is a predicted model, not a curated record.
CCAAAAAGAAGUUGUUUGCGUCACAUGUCAUGAAUUCGUCACAUGACUGUCCCAGGGGGCAAACACAACAGGAAGAGUUUUCUCUUCGUUGUUGUUGUAUACAUUUUAUUACGUUCAGAAUAUGACAGAGGAGCACACUGGACAUAAGUUAGGUUGACUCCGUUCUCGCGGGUUGAAGGCUUUGUUUCACGGCGGCACGCGCUGUUGUCUUGCAAGACAAACCCGAAGUCCAGUACAAAUUUGCCCGAUUGAAGAUAAUCUUGAUUAUUCACCGAGGGUCAGAGGUCACCAUGGGCUCGGCAGUAGAGAGGACAGACGAACACGUGAGAGAGUACCUGAUGUACCGCGGCUUCACCAGCACCAUGAAGCACCUGGACACCGAGAUCAAAGCCGACAAGGAGAAAGGCUUCAGGGUGGAUAAGAUCAUCGAUCAGCUGCAGCAGUUUGUCCUGAACUUUGACCUGUUUGGUCUGAAGGAGUACUGGCUCUACCUGGACAGACGUCUGUUCUGCAGACUGGAGGAUGUUUACAGGUCCACGGUCAACAAACUGAGAACCAGCCUGUACAGAUACUACGUCAUCAACACCAUCCAGAAAGGAAACCUGGAGAAGACUCAGGAGUUUUUCCAGAAGCAGGCGUUGGAGCUGCAGAGUCAGGUCGAGUGGCGGGAUUGGUUCAUCCUGCCGUUUAUCCCCACCCCCGAACAGAACCCCGCCUUCUCGCCGUACUUCUCCCGCCAGUGGUCCGACACCUUCCUGGUUUCACUGCACAACUUCCUGUCAGUGCUCUUCCAGUGCAUGCCCCAACCGGUCCUGCUGAGUUUUGAUGCUGAAGUCCAGAAGAUGACGAGCCUGACAGAAGAAAACGAACAGCUCCGCCAGCUGCUGUUUGUCCUGCAGACAGAGAGCCGGGACCAGAGAGAGGGAGACGUGAUGGUCCACCACAAGCUGCCGGUCUACGUCCAAAACAUGGACCGUCUGGGAGACACUGAGCUGGACUUGGUGUCGAGCCAGCGCCCUGUCAGCACCACCACCACUUCUUCCAGAAACUUCUUCUCUACAUUCCUGCCACAGGGCAGACGCACUCCGGGUAAAGUGCCUCAGUUCACCACCGGGUCCUCGCCAAGCCAGUUAGCAGUGGGCAGGAAGGACCCACCGACCAACCUGCCUGCAAAGUGCAAAGAGGCGGUCCAAGCUAAGGAGGUGAAGCCAGUUUCCAGUCAGGCAUCAACCAGUGAACCUGCAAGCUCCCAGUCCCAACAGUUAACAAACCAGUCAACAAAUCAGCCUACAAACCAGCCGUCACAUCCCAGACACAAGAGAAUUCAGGAACAUGAGAAAGAGAGGAAGGAGCUUUUCUCUAAACCACCAUCACAGACACCAGAGAAGAAGGGAGAUGCAGGAGAGGUAGAGCCUCUCGGCGAGGCCUCCAGCGAUUCUCUCGACUCCUGCUCAAACAGCAGGAGCUGCGGAGGAGCAGCGGAGGGAGGAGGUCUUUCAGUGGAACAGCCUUUCAUCAAACUCAGCCAGGAGGAAUACGGAGAACACCACUCCUCCAUCAUGCACUGCAGGGUCGACUGUUCUGGUCGCCGGGUUGCCAGUUUGGACGUAGAUGGAGUCAUCAAGGUGUGGUCAUUCAACCCCAUCAUGCAGACCAAAGCAACCAUCAUGUCCAAGUCUCCCCUGCUGUCUCUGGAGUGGGCCACCAAACCAGACAGACUGUUGUUACUAGGCAGCGGUGUUGGCACAGUGCGGCUGUAUGAUACGGACGCCAAGAAGAAUCUUUAUGAGAUGAACAUCGAUGAAACUCAUCCACGGAUCUUGUCUUUAGCCUGCAGUCCCAGUGGUUCGUCGUUUGUCUGCUCAGCUGCAGCUCUCAGUCGAUCCGGAAGUGUCGACUCUGCACCUCGACUCCCGAUACCGGUGUCUGGACAGCUGCUGCUCUGGGACACCAAGACUGUCAAACAACAGCUCCAAUUCUCUUUAGAACCUGAACCAGUAGCCAUUAACUGCACAGCCUUCAACCACAAUGGAAACCUGCUGGUGACCGGAGCUGCUGACGGAGUCAUCAGACUGUUUGAUAUGCAGCGGUACGAGAGCGCUAUGAGCUGGAGAGCUCACGACGGAGAAGUUUAUAGUGUAGAGUUCAGCUACGAUGAAAACACCGUCUUCAGCAUCGGAGAAGAUGGCAAGUUCAUCCAGUGGAACAUCCAUCGGUGUGGGGUGAAGCAGUCGGAUCAGGUUUUACCUCAGGACGCCACCGGGCCCUUCAUCCUGUCAGGAUACAGCGGAUACAAACAGGUUCAGGUUCCUCGAGGUCGACUCUUUGCCUUCGACUCUGAAGGCCAACACGUCCUGACCUGUUCCAGCACCGGAGGACUCAUAUACAGAUUGACCAAUGGGGAGCCGGCUCUGGAGAGUGUACUGUCACUGGGUGGGCACAAAGCGCCAGUGGUGACAGUUGAUUGGUGCUCGGCGGUGGACUGUGGCACCUGCCUGACCGCCUCCAUGGACGGGAAGAUUAAACUGAGCACGCUCCUGGCACAGAAGUCCUGAGUGAUGACCUGAUACACCUGAGGGGUCAGAGGGUUUAUAAUCAACUGAUUCACUUUGCUCAGUCACUGAUGAAGAUUAUUCCAUAAUCUGAUAAAUACAGGAUCAUCUCUUCCAUGAUGUGAAAACUCACCAACCUGUUAUUAAUUCAUAUUAACAUUAAAAUCCCACUGAAAGUUCAA